Molecule: messenger RNA, 3039 nt
Organism: Saccharomycodes ludwigii
Lineage: Eukaryota; Fungi; Ascomycota; Saccharomycetes; Saccharomycodales; Saccharomycodaceae
Exons: 1
Coding region: 1-3039 (1012 amino acids)
Biological process (GO): oligosaccharide metabolic process; protein N-linked glycosylation
Cellular component (GO): endoplasmic reticulum membrane
Molecular function (GO): Glc3Man9GlcNAc2 oligosaccharide glucosidase activity
Source: RefSeq, a predicted model, not a curated record
AUGAAUAAAGAGCGUGAAAGAUUACAACAAGACAGAAACCAUGAAAAAUACUGGAAGAGAUGGGGUCCUUAUUUAAGUGAAAGAGCUUGGGCAACGGUCAGAGAAGAUUAUUCCCAAAAUGGCGAUGCCUGGUCUGAUUUCCCGUUCGAACAAGCAAAUAAAAGAGUAUUCAGAUGGGGUGAAGAUGGGCUAUUUGGCUGUAGUGAUAACAAACAGUUAAUAUGUUUUAAUGUUGCUAUGUGGAACAAUAAAGAUUCUAUUAUAAAAGAAAGAUUAUUUGGGUGCACUGGUCCUCAAGGUAACCAUGGAGAGGAUGUCAAAGAGCUAUAUUUCUACUUGGAUAAUUUACCAUCUCACUCUUAUAUGAAGUCUAUUUAUAAAUACCCGUUUAGUAAACCGUUCCCUUACGAAAAAGUGGUUGAAGAAAAUUGCAAAAGGGGCUACCAAGACAGAGAAUUUGAAAUUUUUGAUGUUGAUGGGUUGUUCCAAGACAAUGAUGGUGACACGCCUUAUUUCGAUGUUCUUUUCGAAAUGGCCAAGGACGAUGAAAACCCUGAAGAGUUAAAUUUUAGAAUUACUGCCUAUAAUCGUAGUGACAAGUUAAGUGGUGAGCUAUACUUGAUGCCACAAGUUUUAUUUAGGAACACUUGGUCAUGGUGCGAAGAGGGUAAAAAUGCUACCAAAAAAAAACGUCCUCUUAUUUCAAAAAUUGACGAUCAUUGUAUCAAAGUCUGUGAACCAAGCAAAUUUGGUGAAAGAUUUGUUUAUUUUGCGCCAUCUUCGGGUCAAUUUGGCGACACUGAUGAUCCUAAUUACAGCAACUAUGAAAAUUUUGUAGACGACAUCGAACCUACUUUCUUGUUUACCAAUAACGAAUCCAAUUUAAAGAAAUUAUUCGGUGAGAAAGAAACUAAUGCUUCACCUUACACAAAGGAUGCAUUCAAUGAAUAUCUUGUCAAUGGGGACAAAACUGCCUGUAACUUUGAAUCGAUGCAAGGCACCAAGUGUUGUGCUACUUAUCAUUUCCCCAGUAUUCCACCUGGCGACUAUGUUACGGUUCGUUAUAGGUUUACCAACCGUGAUUAUUUGGAAACUAGUAGGGAUACAUGCCCAUUUGAUGAAGAAGAAUUUGAUGAUUUGUUUGAAAAAAAAGAGGAGGAAUCCAAUAUUUUUUAUGAGGGCGUCACUUCAAAAAAUAUUGAUCCAUCUCUAAGGUUGGUACAAAGACAAGCUUUUGCCGGUUUGUUAUGGUCGAAACAAUUCUAUCACUUAAUACAAGAAUACUGGAGCUUAGGUGAUCCCGAAGCUAAAACUAAACCGCCUCCAAACAGAGCUAAUGGCAGAAACACCGAUUGGAAACAUAUGUAUGCGGAAGAUAUUUUAUCCCUACCAGAUAAAUGGGAAUAUCCGUUUUUCGCUUCGUGGGACUCUUCUUUCCAUUGUAUCCCGCUUGCCCUGAUUGAUCCGGAAUUUGCCAAAAAGCAGUUAGAUGUCUUAACAAGAGAAUGGUACAUGCAUCCGAAUGGUCAAAUACCUGCUUAUGAAUGGAAUUUUAGCGACGUCAACCCACCAGUACAUGCUUGGGCGGCAUAUAGGGUAUUCAAAAUCGAGAGAAAUAUGUAUGGCACCCCAGACCGGGUUUUUUUAGAAAGGGUGUUUCAAAAAUUGUUGUUAAAUUUCACUUGGUGGGUUAACAGGAAAGAUGCAUUUGGGAAAAAUGUUUUUGAGGGCGGGUUUUUAGGACUAGACAACAUUGGGGUUUUCAAUAGAAGCGAACCUUUACCAACAGGCGGUACUUUAGAACAGGCUGAUUCCACUGGUUGGAUGGCCUUUUUUUCACUACAAAUGUUGAAUAUUGCGCUUGAGUUGGCCAUGGAAAAUCCUGUUUAUGAAGAUAUUGCUUCUAAGUUUUUUGAACAUUUUGUUUUUAUUAGCGACGCUUUAUCCUGGGAGUACAUGGAUGAUAGAGGAAAUGUCAAAGUUGGAAGUCUUUGGAAUGAAAAAGACCAAUUUUUUUAUGAUGCUAUUUCGUACGGCGAUAAUGUUAAGCAACAAUUGACUGUUAGAUCAUUAGUUGGUUUAAUCCCACUUUAUGCUUGCUUGACUUUGGAACCUCAAAUAUUGGAUAGAUUUCCCAAUUUUAAAAAAAGAUUGGAAUGGUUUGUUGACAACAAGGGCCCCAUGUUUGAAAGAAAUACAGCUAGCGUGACCAGAAGAGGUGUGGGCGAGAGGUUAUUGUUAAGUUUGGUGUCCAAGGAAAAAUUAGAGGCAAUUUUAAAAAGGAUGCUUGAUCCCAACGAAUUUUUUUCGCCUUAUGGCAUUAGAUCUUUAUCCAAAUAUCACAAAGACCAUCCUUAUUCUAUCAACGCUGGGGGAACCAUGUAUACCAUAUCCUAUUUACCUGGAGAAAGUGAUUCGGGUAUGUUUGGUGGAAAUUCUAAUUGGAGAGGUCCCAUUUGGUUUCCAACAAAUUUCUUGAUUGUGGAAAGUCUACAAAGAUUUUUCCUUUAUUAUGGUUCUGAUUUUAAAGUCGAGUGCCCUACAGGCAGUGGCCAGUAUUUAAAUUUGGUGCAGGUAGCACAAGAGAUCGAGCACAGAUUGAUGAAACUUUUUUUAUACGAUGGUAAUGGGGUUAGGGUUUGUUAUGAAGACCAAGAGCAUGGUGCCUUUUUAAGCAAUGAUUUAUUUUUCCAAGAGUGUAUCCCAUUUUUUGAAUAUUUUGAUGGGGAUACUGGACGUGGACUAGGCGCUUCUCACCAAUGCGGCUGGACUGCUUUGGUGGCUAAAUUUAUUCAUGAUAAUGGUUCAUCCUGUGUCGUUUUAGAUAGUGCAACUUUGUCACCCACCAGCACUAAUACUAGUAGUAAGAGUGAAUACAAUGUCCAUUUUCAUAAGAGAACAGCUUUCAGAAGACGUUCAUCUAAAAGCUUGGUUAGCCUUGCAGUAUCCCAAUUAGAUUUAAGUGUAGAAGAAGGGAAAAUACAUAAAAACUUGAGUUAUAAGAGUUCCAAAGAAAUUCACACUAAAUCUUCCGAUUAA